This is a messenger RNA of Chrysoperla carnea, 1041 nucleotides long. RefSeq names its product 40S ribosomal protein S2 (gene RpS2). Gene Ontology annotation, molecular function: structural constituent of ribosome; RNA binding. Gene Ontology annotation, cellular component: cytosolic small ribosomal subunit; ribosome. The transcript has 4 exons. The record is from RefSeq and is a predicted model, not a curated record. NCBI's taxonomy places the organism in Eukaryota, Metazoa, Arthropoda, Insecta, Neuroptera, Chrysopidae. The coding region runs from base 139 to 984 and encodes 281 amino acids. Gene Ontology annotation, biological process: translation.
AAAAUUUAUUUCAAAAACAUGAAGCAUGCGCAUUAUAGUUUAAGCCAAUUUCCGGAUCCUAGAUAAGUUAAUAAAACUGGAUGGUCAAUUCAUUUAAGGCCUUGUUGUUUUGCCGUUAGCAUCAAUUUAUACCACAAUAUGGCGGACGCAGCUCCAGCCGGUGGACGAGGAGGUUUCCGAGGAGGUUUUGGUGGCUCACGUGGUGCAGGAGGUUCACGAGGUGGUCCUCGUGGACGUGGUAGAGGUCGUGGCCGUGGACGUGGACGCGGUAAAGAAGAUCAAAAAGAAUGGAUUCCAGUUACCAAGCUUGGACGUUUAGUUCGUGAUGGUAAAAUCCAUAGUUUGGAAGAAAUCUAUUUGUUCUCUCUUCCAAUUAAAGAAUACGAAAUUAUUGACCAAUUUAUUGGAUCAUACUUGAAAGAUGAGGUUUUGAAGAUCAUGCCAGUACAGAAACAAACCCGUGCUGGUCAACGUACUCGAUUCAAGGCAUUCGUCGCUAUUGGUGAUAACAAUGGCCACAUUGGUCUUGGUGUAAAAUGCAGUAAAGAAGUAGCAACUGCAAUUCGUGGGGCUAUUAUUUUGGCCAAAUUGUCUGUUGUUCCAGUUCGUCGUGGAUACUGGGGUAACAAAAUUGGUCAACCCCACACAGUACCAUGCAAGGUUACUGGAAAAUGUGGUUCAGUUGCUGUACGUUUAAUUCCAGCCCCACGUGGUACUGGAAUUGUGUCUGCACCAGUUCCCAAAAAAUUACUUCAAAUGGCUGGUAUUGAAGAUUGUUAUACAUCAGCUCGUGGUUCUACUGGUACCCUUGGUAAUUUCGCAAAAGCAACAUAUGCUGCUAUUGCUAAAACAUACGCAUACUUAACACCUGAUUUGUGGAAGGAAUCACCAUUGUCAAAAACGCCUUAUCAAGAGUAUGCUGAUCAUUUAGCUAAAAACCAUCGCCCUGUUGGUGGCCCUCGUGCUGCAACUGAUGCUAUUUAAUUUCUUGAAAUUUAAAUACACGCAUUCUGUUAGACUAAUAAACAUCAAUUUAAUUUA